Tarenaya hassleriana is the source of this 2430-nucleotide messenger RNA. RefSeq lists its product as uncharacterized. The transcript has 4 exons. The coding region runs from base 1 to 2430 and encodes 809 amino acids. The record is from RefSeq and is a predicted model, not a curated record. Lineage: Eukaryota; Viridiplantae; Streptophyta; Magnoliopsida; Brassicales; Cleomaceae.
AUGGUCGGAAUUCCUUAUGGGUCAGUUCUAUGGGCUCCCCCCGUCAAUGCCAUCUGGGGCAAGAAAGGCCAGCGUAUUAAGGUCCAUGACCUUGGUAAUGGCACGUUCCUCUUUAAGAUGCCUUCCUCUGAGGUCAAAAACCAUGUCCUCAGUCGGAAAUUUUGGCAUAUUGGGUCUUGUCCCAUGUAUGUUUCUCUGUGGCAUCCGAAUUACUCCCCUGAGAAGCCAACUCUAAAGUCAAUUUCCACCUGGGUAUCACUACAUAAUGUCCCUUACCAGCUUUACAACUCUGAUUGUCUGAGCCGGCUUGCUACUAGUAUUGGGAACCCACUGUACCUUGACCGCGCCACGGGUGCUAAAGAAAACCUGAAAGUUGCUAGAGUAUACAUGGAUGUAAAUCUGCUCGCUCCGCUGCCCUCUCGUCUGGUAGCCACUCUCCCGUCAGGGGAAGAAUGCUUCAUCACAGUCGCUUAUGAUUGGAUCCCGCCGCUCUGUUCGGCCUGUGCAGAAAGGGGUCAUAACUCCCAGCAUUGCCCGAAACACCCUCCAACUGCACGGGAUAAGAGGACCAGCGUCCAUCUUAUUCCGCAGCCAGAGCAGUGCCGAGACCAACCUGGCCGGAUCUGCCUAGUAUGGAGCCCUGAGGUUUUAGUCACAUCUACCAGUCCUCAGCCCAAGCCGUUACUUGCGGAAUCCUCAUCCCCAAGUCGAAAAGCGUCAUUCACUGCUACCUUCAUCUAUGCAAGGAAUACCCCAUCCGAGCGAAAGGAUAUUUGGAAUGAGUUAGUACAUCUGUCUAUGUACCAACCGAUAGCUGCAUCCCCUUGGACUAUAUUGGGUGAUUUCAAUCAGAUAUUGAUGUGCAGUGAGCGCUCUGACUAUCCAAAUUCCCCUCAUCCAUCCCAAGGCCUAACUGACCUUGAGGAGUGUGUAGCUAUUGCUGAGAUCCAUGAUAUCCCGAGUCGAGGAUUGCACUUUACCUGGUGUAACAACCAAAGUCUAGCUCCCCUAUCAGUUAAGCUUGACCGUAUCAUGUGCAACCUAAAGUGGCAUGACAUGUUUCCUGAGGCGUAUGCAGAUUAUGUUAUUCACGACACUUGGAACGAGUUACCGUCAGUUGGUACUUACCAAUAUCAACUCUGCAAGCGCCUAAAAAGCCUUAAACACCCGUUGCGGAAGUUAAAUCGAGAGGUUUUCAGCAACCUCUCAAGCCUUGUCGAGGAAGGAAAAAUCCUGCAUAAGAAGUGGCUACUUCUAUCUGCUGUAGAGGAGCGCCUUUACUGUCAGAAAUCGCGCAUUCAAUGGCUCAAGUUGGGUGACCGUAAUACAAGUUUUUUCCACAAGUCAGCCUCCUCUCGUGUAGGCCGCAAUAGGAUCCAUUAUCUAAUUGAUCAACACGGUCAGCGAGUGGACAAUCCGACUGAUGUCCGGACACUAGCUGUUGAUUUCUACAAAAAUAUGUUGGGUUCACGAGACUACAGCACUGUUGAACCUCCUGCAAGUUGGUUGUCUAGCCUACUACACUCUGUUCAACUUGAUCCUACAGAUCUUGAUAUUUCGAGGAUUCCGAUAGCAGAUGAGAUUAAGGCUGUUAUCAUGUCUCUGCCAUCGAAGAAAGCACCUGGGCCGGAUGGUUUCCUAAAGGAGUUCUUCACCUCCUCUUGGGAUAUUGUCGGUAAUGAUAUAAUCAAGGCUGUGGAGGAAUUCUUCAUCAGUGGGAGGCUACUUGGGCAGAUGAAUGCUACUGCGAUUGUACUCGUUCCUAAGAGGCCAGCGGCUGUGUCUCUAACCGAGUUUCGGCCCAUUAGCUGCUGCAAUUUCUCGUACAAGGUGAUAUCGACCAUUCUAGCUCGUAGACUCAAACCCCUGCUUGAGAAGAUUAUUUCCCCAAACCAAACUGCCUUUCAGAAGGGUAGAUUGAUGGUGGAAAACAUACUAAUGGCUGCAGAGCUAGUUAAGGAUUAUAGAUGUAAGAGCUCUCCCCGAAGUGCUAUGCUAAAAUUGGAUAUUCGUAAGGCUUUUGAUACUGUGAAUUGGGAUUUCCUCAUUGGCAUUCUCAGAGCCUUAAAGCUCCUGGACAGAUUUGUGGGUUGGAUUGAGCAGUGUAUCACUACUACUAAGUUUUCUAUUGCUAUUAAUGGAGAGUUGCAUGGCUAUUUCCCUGGAACUCGCGGUCUCCGGCAAGGUGACCCGCUAUCGCCCUACUUAUUCAUUCUUGUGAUGGAAAUAAUUUCGAGGAUGAUUGAUAAGGCAGCUAUGGAGGGGAAAUUUCGGUUGCAUAACAAAUGCCGAAAUCCGCUUAUCACCCAUCUUGCAUUCGCUGAUGAUGUAAUGCUUUUCUCUGAAGGUUCCCCUGAAUCCUUGUCUGCCAUUAAAAGUCUCAUUGACGAGUUCGGAAACUACUCUGUUGGGUUAUCUACGGGUUCCUAG